Molecule: messenger RNA, 789 nt
Organism: Microstroma glucosiphilum
Lineage: Eukaryota; Fungi; Basidiomycota; Exobasidiomycetes; Microstromatales; Microstromataceae
Exons: 2
Coding region: 65-586 (173 amino acids)
Source: RefSeq, a predicted model, not a curated record
UCGCACGUCGAGUACGUCUUCAUCCUUCAGCAGAUUCUCCUUGUCACUCUCAAUAGGUCGCACCAUGAUGCGCGCCACUCUCCUGUCCCUCCUCCUUGGUCUCAUGGCGUGCUGUCUUGUGGUCGCGCAUCCUGACCGAGCAUCUGCGGCCCUGGUGCGACGGCAGGAGAGCUCAUCAAGCUGCGAGGCUUCUGGCUCAGGAAGCUCGAACAACCCGUGUGCUACGUCGGCUAGCCUUACUGGCGGGCCACCGGCUAUCGGACCUAUUACAGACGUCCUGCCUAGUCAGACCUUGUCUGCCAUUACUGGAUCCGUUUCCAGCAUCCAGUCCAGCGCCACUGGCACUGAGUCAGCAAUCACAACAAGUGAUACCUCGAGUUCAUCGAGCAGCUCAAAUAGCUCGUCUAGCUCCAUUGCCUCAAGCACCUUGGCCACCUCGGCCACAUCGUUGACGAGCACGACUGCGAGCGCCGAGACAUCGGCGGCUGCGAGUCAUGCUGCUAGUACGCAGGCAAUAAGCCGCGUGUCAUGGAUGAGCGGACUCAUGGUUCUGGCUGGGGUCAUGGGCGCAACACUGCUUUUGUAGACUCUUUUUAAUGCUAGUCUGAUCUUCUGAAGGCAGAAUGCAAUUGGGAAACCCAGCUACCAUUGUAUGUUUGGAUCUCGAGGGAGCGCGUGUGCCUGUGCUUCAGCACAACACGCCUCUAUCCGUGAUUCAAAGAGCGCCUGUGCCUCGUGUGAUGGCUCUCAACAACGUCGGUAAUAGACUGUGUCGUGACAAUGGUGAUU